AUGAGAAUAUGCUCACGUAGUCCGACGCGAUCUGUCCGUUCUCGUGACAGCACAUCUUCACAGGAGACAGGACCCGCAAGUCUCAUCAAGUAUUUCCCACCAAGCAUGGUCCCCGCUGCUGGAGAUAUGGAAAACUUCCUCAUCGACUUCUACAUCAGGGGCAUCUGCUCGGGUCGCACCGUUGCAACGCAGACGAAUGUGUAUACGUCGUUAUUACAGGUUGCGGAUACUUGCUUAAGCACACGCUACGCUAUCCUCAGUCUCUCAGCAUCAUACCUCUGCGAACAGAUUCCGAAAGACAAGGAUACCUAUCACCAAGCAGAACUGUAUUACUCCACGCAGGCACUUCAAGCUCUAGCAUCACAAAUUAGCGAUGGGCAUCACUAUGACGGUGCCCUGGCUACUAGCAUGUUACUGAUGCAUCACGGCUUGAUAAAUCAAGAUGACUCUCAUCUAUGCUGGUCUUGCCACGCCAACGUACUCGAUGCGAUUCCGCCAGAAGUCAUCAACCAUCACUCCGACCCCAUCAUGUUCCUGCACGCUCAGCUCAUCUUAGCACGCACGGCACAAACCUCUCGUCAAUUGAGCAACACUCGGCAACAUGCAUUCGAGACGACAAGCUGGUUAGACGGUAUGUCGCCAAGCGAUUCUUCGAAGAUUUCGACGACCCUUGGGGUCUCGCCUCAGCUACUAUUCUUCAUAUCGUCCACAACUUCACUUCCGACAGGACCUUACAGAAUGAACAAACUCAUGUACGCACAAGCACAAGAGCGACAACUUCAAGAACUGAAGCAGUGGAGUUCAGAGCCAGAUGGGCCGGAGAGGGAGGUUUUGCUCGCUACAGCAGAGGCUUUUCGCCUCGCCGCGCUCAUCUACCUACGCUGCCGCGUCUACGGGUAA
This is a messenger RNA of Alternaria incomplexa, 900 nucleotides long. RefSeq lists its product as uncharacterized. The transcript has 2 exons. Bases 1 to 900 code for a protein of 299 amino acids. The record is from RefSeq and is a predicted model, not a curated record. Lineage: Eukaryota; Fungi; Ascomycota; Dothideomycetes; Pleosporales; Pleosporaceae.